AUGAACUGCGAUGAAGAUAUACACUAUGAAGAACUCCAAGACGUUCCUGAUGAAGUUCGUACACGGUUGUCAGCGGGGGCAGGAGGUAACGUCAAUCUCUGGAAGUAUAUAGAUCAGAACAACGUUACAGGUGUCAACCUUCUCAAUCCCGAUUCAGCACCUUGGGUCAUUAAGACUUGGGAUCAAAGAUUAGAUGAAGAGAAAUUAGUAGAAUCGGGAGUUGAUGAUGAUCUGAUCCUUCAUAUACCAUUCACAUCAUCUCUACGACUUCGUACUCUUCUACUACUCCCUCCUCCCCCUUCUCACCCACAUCGAUCAUCCCGUUUGAGAAUAUACGUAAACUUACCUCAUUGUCCAGAUUUCGUAGAGUUGGAAGGAAUGAGAGCUGUAAUGGAUUUAGAUGUAUCUCAACCUCUGAGAGAAAACAGAGGAGCGGAUGGAAGAAGAGAUAUUGAAGAAUGGGGAUUAAAAGUUCAAAAGAUGGCAAGUGUACAUAGUGUUACUUUAUUAUUUUCCGAAGCAAUCACAUCACGUCGUUCUGCAAUAUACUACGUCGGAUUCAAAGGUGACGCCAAACAAUUACUCAUGGAUAUUUCAAAACUCGGCCAGGUAGCAGCAGAAGAUAAAGCGGAUAAUCCAGUGGAUGAAGUGACGGAGAAGCGGGCUGCGGGGAAUACGACCAUUCGUUGA
This is a messenger RNA of Tremella mesenterica DSM 1558, 690 nucleotides long. RefSeq lists its product as uncharacterized. The coding region runs from base 1 to 690 and encodes 229 amino acids. Gene Ontology annotation, cellular component: nucleus. The transcript is spliced from 4 exons. Lineage: Eukaryota; Fungi; Basidiomycota; Tremellomycetes; Tremellales; Tremellaceae. The record is from RefSeq and is a predicted model, not a curated record.